AUGGUUGAACUUCCAAAACUCGCAUUUGAUUGUAAAUUUGGCGAAGUCAAAGAUGAUUCAUCUAGGGAGAAAUUGCUUCUGCGCAUAUCUCAAAUAUUACUAGUUCAUGAUGGACCGAUCCUUGAGUUUUUGCUCUCUAUGCCUGGUCUUGAGAACGGUUGGGAAAUCAACCAGUUAUUGAGAUCUGUGUCGAAGAAAGGUACUGUUCUUCGAAAGUUGGUCCUUGAGUUUGCAAGUGGCGCCGCCAACGGUCAGUACACCUUGCAUUCAUCAGCUUUUUCGUGUCGAGAAUUGAGAAAGUUAACUCUUCGUGGUUGUGAUAUCAAACCAUAUCUUCCUCCUUCAUUCAGAGGAGUCCUUUACUCAAAUUUCUUUAUAUAUGGCUGUCCUCCUUGUGAUAUCCUUGAAGUAAACUCCCCUAAGCUCAACUGUUUGAUCUGCAAAACACAUUUUCAAACUUCGAUUCAAGUAGUGGCUCCCCGGCUAGCAACUGUUUCCAUGAUCUCGCACGUAUCAAGAAAGAGGGAGAAGCUUGAAGAAAAACAGACCAAGUUGGAAUCUAUAGGUUUUCUGAAACUUGUUAAUGAGCUGGUUUUGGAUCAUUAUUAUAUGAAGAUAGUACUACUGAAAGCUGGCUCAAGCUUUAAGUUUAAACACCUCAAAUUCCUUAUAGUAUAUGGAAUAUACUUUGGAAGUGUCAAUGAGGUCACAGGUGCUUUGCUAUUUAUCAACAGUUGCCCUAGUUUGCGCGUACUUAGAAUCGUGAAGCCGAACGAUAUCAAGUUGGAAGCUUUCACAAACAGUGAUGUGGAGUUCUUCAAAGGACUAAUGGAAAGGGAUCUUUCAUCUUGUCAUGUCCACCAGGUGGAUAUGAGAACUGUAACUGGGUAUCAGAAUGUUGUUGGCUGGCCAUUGGGCUCCUAUGUUGCGCCUCCAGCUUUCGGUGCCUUUGCUGCUCCACCUCCUGAUCCGAUGGGUCAAUAUUAUUACCAGCUGUCACCUGGAUUCUUUGGAGCUGCUCCCUCGGAGGGUUUUCCGGCUGCAGGGACAUAUGAUCAGCUUCCAAUGUUCAAUGAUAACCCAUCUAUUGCGGGCGCGUAUCCCUCUGGCGAGCCGGGGCAGGGAUCUGGGGAAGGGAUGGACAAUGUAGAUUGA
Messenger RNA from Oldenlandia corymbosa var. corymbosa, 1155 nucleotides. The record is from the annotation of a GenBank genome assembly. NCBI's taxonomy places the organism in Eukaryota, Viridiplantae, Streptophyta, Magnoliopsida, Gentianales, Rubiaceae.